UUCCUAUUUCGAGGUGUCAGCAACCACACGUAUUUUGACACGUAGAUAAAUAGCUAUUGUUCCUAUACACAAAGUGCCUCUCUUUGUUUUCCUCAGCUACGUGAAAAGAAACAUACAAAAGGAGAAAUAAUAAGUAUAUCUCUAAAUUAGGCUCAUUGCAAUAUAAUAUUCUAAUAUAAUUGAAUAAAAAAUCAACGAGCUUUUAAAAUGAACGACGAUGUAUCGCGAGGUGUCACCAAGGAUGUAGCGAGCACAGUUGAACAUCACGUCAUGGACAUCCUGAAUCCCACAUUGCAUCAUCACGAUUUAUUACAAAGUUACGUGCGGACACCCGUGGAAAUUGGUUCCGAUUCGAAACAGGAUGUCGAAGAAUUCGAGGAAUCGACCAAGGAAGCGCGUUCGAGCAAAUAUCCGACGAAGACGAAUGGCAACGACAAUUUUCGCUAUGACGGUAGAAAAAAAAAGAAUAAUAACCGAAUGGAAAAGGAGAGGUCCAAUAUCAUCACCACCGCCGUUGAAUCAGAGAUGAGAAUUCAGAAGUCGAAAAAAAAGUGACGCCAAUAUGAUGGCGAUAAUCAUCGGCAGGAAGAAGUAUACACCGAUAAAGAUCGCGCCGCAGCCGUAAACAUGGGUAGCACGGAUAUAAAGCAGUCUCUGAAGAUGAAGCAACGUCAAGAUCGCAGCAGAGAUUUACAAAUCCCGGAGGAGACCGAGCCCGGAGCGUUGCUGACACUUGGUCUGCGCGAAAUGCGCUUCGGUGAUUUCAAUAUCGCUAUCAACUUCAUUAAUAAGGCAUUGGAAUUGAAUCCCAAUGAUAAGAACGCUUUAAUAGCGCGAAGCAAAUGUCAUCUUUUAUUGGGUGAUCCACGAAAAGCGCUGGACGAUGCUGAGGCAGCUUUACGAUUAAAUCCUAAAGAUUCUAGCAACGCCAAAGCUGUAUACUGCAAAGCAGAGGCUCUCUAUCAUUUAGGCGAUUUCGAAAUGAGUUUGAUGUAUUAUUAUCGCGGAAUGAAGAUUCGUCCAGAAUUCGGCCAAUUUCGUCUAGGUGUUCAAAAAGCAAGAGACGCGAUACAGAACAUAUUACGUAAGAAUUGAUAGGCAUUCUUAUUAACGAUCGUUGAUAAGAAUUAAAAAAUUAAAAUUAAAAAUUAAAAAUUAAAAAGAUAUCUUGAGAUAUCUUAUAGAAAUAUGUUUUUAGAUUUCGAAAAUGUUGAUAAAUUUAUUUUUUGUACAAAAAAAAAACAUGACGGACAUAUUAAUUGCCUCUCGCUUAAAAGAAUUUUUCAAGUUUUUAAAUACAAAUUUUUUAUUCGAUAGCUGCUUAUAAUAAACUUAUACAUUACAAUAGACUCGUCAGGCAAUAAAAUGUAUAAUAACAAACAGCUUUAUUAGUGUACAAUGAUAGUUUCAAUUAAAUGGUUAUUUCGUUUAAGCUUUCGAUAUAUUGAAAAUCAGACUGACGUUACGCGAUUGAUCCAGAAAUGUGUAUAAUAUUUAAAAUAAUAUUUAAAACGGUUUGCAUUUAAAGCGGUUAAUAUUUAAAGCAUUUUCUAGGUUACAAAAACGUUCUUUUUAAUCUAUUUUUCGAAGGCUGCUUUAAUUUUAUGCUCCAAUAGUAAAGCCAAAGCAAUUUUUAUUAAUAAUUCUCGUGAUUGUUCAGUUUUGACAAUUGUCUUUGCCAAUACAUUUUUUUCUUAAUUUUUUAUAUAAAUUUAUUCUGUAAAAGCACAAAGUUAAUUUGGUAGUGCAUUGCUUUUUCUCACGCGUAAUGCGUUGACACUUUUUAUAUGUAGACUAUUAGAAAGAAAAAAAUAUCUGCAGUAAAAAAAUUAAAACGUGUCUAUAUAUUUAUAAA
Molecule: messenger RNA, 1855 nt
Organism: Formica exsecta
Lineage: Eukaryota; Metazoa; Arthropoda; Insecta; Hymenoptera; Formicidae
Exons: 2
Cellular component (GO): cytoplasm
Molecular function (GO): protein binding
Source: RefSeq, a predicted model, not a curated record